UGGACAGCCGCCACUGCGUUAUCAUCGUCUUCGAACGCUCGCGUGUAUCCCAUGUUUAUUUACGAGUGAUACCAACAUUCCUUCUAAUCGAAACUCGGGUCACGAAUAGAGUAUACUACCGGGUCUUCGUGCAGGGAAAUGUAUCAAGCAAAAGGGAAAGGAAAGAUUACAGAUACUCAUAUCUCAACAAAUUCUCAAGAAAACUGGUCAUCCUAUUCGAAGAAUGAUUUCACAAGCAACUUUAAUCUCGCCAAAAUUUUAUAAAAGACAUUUCUGAAAAGUUUCAAACCUAACACCAUGUUGCCUUCGUCAAAGCUUCUCCACGAGAAGUCAGAUUCUACGAACGGAACCACUAUUUUUAAAACGCCAACGAAUACCAGAAUCUCGACCAACGAAUCGACCAUGUUACCCUCGUCGAGACUUCUCCACGAGGAGUUAUCAGAUCCUGUCAACGGAACCACUACGCCCAAGACUCUAACCAAUACCAGAACCUCGACGAACGAGUCAACCACGUUACCCUCGACCACCGUCGACGAAGUCGUGAGGAACGAUGACGAUCCCCCGCCUUACAGCCCGAUCGCGCCUCCGAAUCACGUCGGCUGGCCGUUCGACUUUUCGGGAAAUCGGUAUUCCGCGUACAACACUACAACCUAUACGGCUCCAUUGGCCCCGUUCCAAACAAGCCUAACUUCGCCUGGCUUCGGUUUCCAUACCGAGAGAGCGGAGGAGCAUGCAUCGAUUUCGAUGCCUUGCAGGCUAUUUAUGUUCGGUUCUCGGAGAUCUUUGUUUCCACACGAUGGUCCGAUGUUCACGGAUAACAUAUCAAUUAAUAAGGAGGAUAAUGAAAGGACACGUAGAUAUGGUGCCAUUUUAAUCGGAGCUGCUGUCAUUAUUUUUCUUAUGGUCCUUUCAUUGCUCGUGCGACUAAUCAUGGAUAAAAAUCUUUGGCGAAGUUAGCCAAGAUCAUGAAAUGUCGGCAAUAUGUGAUGAAAUUCGCUUCAGCAAUUUUUGUUAUCCUGGCUGCGAUCGGUCCUUUGAACGCUUAUAAAGUCCCAGCCAUUGGUUCUGGUGCCCUCGCCAAGGAAUUGCAAGACUUUGUAGAUUUGAUACCGAUCGACCAAAUAAUGGAAGUGACGAAAACGUACUAUGCCCAAGACACGCAAUUCCGUAACAUUAUUCAAUUGAUGAAAAGUAAAGAAUUGAAACAAUGGGUGCUAGACAUCGAAUCGGUACCCGAAUUCAAAUUACUGUUAAAUUACAUGCAAAAGAACGGUCUCGAUAUUUAUUUCUUGGUUAAUGAAUUCAACAAAUCAUUGAACCUUCCACCUGUUGUCAGUGGAAUCAAAGCCCUUUUCGGUUCUUUCGACAAUAAAAUCACCGGUGGCUUUGUCGGUUAUUUGAUUGAUAUUUUAACUUUAGUACCGAUAAAUAAAAUUCUUGAUUUGUUCGAAGAGAAAAACAAAAAUUCCGAGGUAUUCAAGAAUUUCAUAGCAGAACUACGUUCGUCUAAAUAUUUUGAUUUUUACGACAAUAUUUUCAAGGAUAAACAUUAUAAGAAUUUAGAAGACGAAGCCGUACUUUUAGGCGUAACUAGAGAUGAAUUCCAAACUUAUUCUUUUAUCUAUAUUUUCGUUGCGGCAUCAUUGAAUUUGUAAAUAACAAUGAUUUUGAUUAAUUAUUUUAUUGAUAAAUGAGUUAAUUCAUUUUUAACUUAUGUAGAAAAUAUGUUCUUUUUCUAAAAAAAUAAAGUA
This is a messenger RNA of Apis florea (little honeybee), 1751 nucleotides long. Its product is annotated as protein G12-like. The record is from RefSeq and is a predicted model, not a curated record. NCBI's taxonomy places the organism in Eukaryota, Metazoa, Arthropoda, Insecta, Hymenoptera, Apidae.